Messenger RNA from Zingiber officinale, 726 nucleotides. RefSeq lists its product as uncharacterized. The coding region runs from base 75 to 545 and encodes 156 amino acids. The transcript has a single exon. NCBI's taxonomy places the organism in Eukaryota, Viridiplantae, Streptophyta, Magnoliopsida, Zingiberales, Zingiberaceae. The record is from RefSeq and is a predicted model, not a curated record.
UGUCGGAUGAGAAUUCUUCCACCAAUUCCACUCCAUUCCCUCCCCUUCCUCGGCUCUGAAACUGAUCUACUUUCAUGGAUUCCAUUAGGAUGGAGAAGUUUCAUGCCAGGAAGAGGAAGCAGUUCGUCCCCAGCCUCCUCCACUACUUUGUCACGCUCUUAUUCUUGGCCCUCUUCCUAUCCAGCCCCCUGUGGCUUCCACGAGUAAGUUCAUGCCUCCUUUCUCUCGCGUCCGUGUCUGGGACCAAGUGCCUCGUCCUACUCUGCAACAUCGUCGUCGUCUUCCUCGUGAGGACAAGCGAGUCCAAGACUUCGCAGCCCUCCCCGACGGAUAUCUACGAGGAGUACAUGAACAGGAAGGUAAACAAUGAGCGGCAGGACGAGUGGAGGAGCGAGAAGAGAACAGAAGAAGAGGAAGACUCAGAGGAGGAGGAGGAGGAAGAAGAAGUGAGCGAGAUUGACAAGAAAGCAGAGGACUUCAUUGCGAGGAUAAAUUGGCAGAGGAAGCUUGAGGAGAGGAGGCUGCUUUCUUAUGGUUAUGGCUAAUUAAAAAACAUGAAUUUUGAAGGAGAGGAGAGGAGAGUGUGUGAGCUCGUUACGUUGUAAGAGAUGUUGCUUAUAGAGAUUUGGCUUUGUUAUUGCAAAAACUGAUGUCCAAAAUGAUAUCAUCAUGCAGGUGUACAUGCUGUAUGUGCAAGAACAAGACAGUUUGAAGGUUUUUGAAUCA